AUGUUUUACCUGAAGGUGACGGAAGAACUCAAGCAACAUCUUGCAGGGAAGCCAGUGGCGGCCAUCUUUGAUGAAACUCCAGAUGUUGAAGGAAGAUGUGUACAAAACAUCCUCAUCGCACCACUUGAACAGGAGAACAUCCUUCUGAACAGGAGAACAUCCUUCUGAACAGGAGAACAUCCUCGGGGAGAACGUCCGGCCUACCUCGCAGAGAGACCGCGUUUCUGGAGCAGUGCAACCAUUCACCAGUUUCCAUGGCUGUGGUGAAAACGUCUACAAGACUACAAUAUCUCCAGUGAUGACGUCAUUGUCUUUGACACAGACAAUGCUGCCGUACAUGAAGAAAGCCUACAAAGCUGCACUUCAAGUCAUUGUUCCCCAACUCCCUGCACAUAACAUGGAUUGGCUCACAUCGUGAAUCUGAUAGGGAGUGCUUUUCCCGCAAACCUUUUGAUCAGCUGAACGCAUUCAUGCUACGUUUUUCCGCAGAUGUUUUACCAGGCAGGGGCAGAAGAUACCUUCCUCGCCACCGAACUGGCAGGACGGAAGAGAGCAACUGUGGCUCCCAAUCCGCUGCAGCUCCUGAUUCUAAGCAGUGCAGUACCACUCUGAGCAGUCGGGCCUCUACAAGGGGUUCGUAGAGAUGGAAAUACAGGUAUGAUUUUAAAUCUACAUGCAUUCUACAAUUGCUUAAGUCAUUGUCAUUUAUAUCAUUGUAAUUAUGCAGAAAAAAAAGUAUACGGCGGGGAUGGCAUUUCACAGUGAGUUUAAGUAAUAUUUUCCUCUUUUUUUUAAUUUGUAUUCCUUGUCAUAUACAGGUGUGUGGCUCGAAGUGCACCACAGUCUGGAGAGAAACUCUCCAUGAGAUGCUACGAGACCAAGAGCUGGUUCAGUCGCUGGAGAUUCAGCUGAACCAUCAUGGCAAAAGUCAUCCUGCAGCUUCUCGACAUCUUCCAGAGCCUUGUGGCAUCAAAGAGGACUUGCAGAUGAACAUUGCAGCCAACAAAGAACUC
This is a messenger RNA of Coregonus sp. 'balchen', 1013 nucleotides long. The record is from the annotation of a GenBank genome assembly. NCBI's taxonomy places the organism in Eukaryota, Metazoa, Chordata, Actinopteri, Salmoniformes, Salmonidae.